This is a messenger RNA of Selaginella moellendorffii, 2226 nucleotides long. RefSeq names its product palmitoyl-acyl carrier protein thioesterase, chloroplastic. The record is from RefSeq and is a predicted model, not a curated record. Lineage: Eukaryota; Viridiplantae; Streptophyta; Lycopodiopsida; Selaginellales; Selaginellaceae. Bases 707 to 2077 code for a protein of 456 amino acids. The transcript is spliced from 6 exons. Gene Ontology annotation, molecular function: acyl carrier activity; fatty acyl-[ACP] hydrolase activity. Gene Ontology annotation, biological process: fatty acid biosynthetic process.
UGGGGUAUUUCUUUUCUUGUCAUCAAUGGGGUAGGGGAAUAGGAUUCUGUCGUGGAUUCCUGGAGCAUUUCCACAGAUGAUCGUUUAAUCGCGUGGGUUGGAAGGAGUAAAGGGGAAUUCGUUGUGGGGGGGGCCACACACAAACAGUUUGGUGUGUCGUGAUCCGGACGAAGCAUUGUGUGUCAAACCACCGCCAAAUCUUCCCUAGUCGUGCGUGGCCCCCAAUUCGCCAUCCCACCUCCUCGCGCACAUCGAUCCGCAACCCACAUUGCCCGCAUAGCGCGCGCAGCAUAGACGAGGCAGCCAAGAAAUCGCCCACUCUAAAAGCCCACCUCGCCCCCUUCGAGAGGAGAGAGGAGAGAGAGAGUGAGUGAGAAUUUGCGAGAGGAGAGAAGAGUUCUUCCUUCUCUCUCUUUUUUUUUUUUUGAUUCGAUCCUAUCUGGAGCUGCAUGCAUGCACAGAUGCCACAAAGGGCGAUUUGGGUCUGCUCGAUUGGGCUCCGAUCUUCGACCCAAGUCGCUGGAUCCAGCGCGAUCUCCUUCUUCUUCUAUGCGCACAAAGACCUAGCGAGCUAGAGGAGGAAGAACAGAGCAACUAGCACUAUAGUGGAUAGAUAGAUCCAUCGUGGGUCUUUUUUAUUUUAUUUCUCUCACCCCUCCUCCCUUUUGGAGUCUGAGAUCUCGAUCGGGCAUAGAAGGAAAAGGACAUGGGAUCCGGAUCGAUCUCCAUGACGACGACGAUGCGAGCAACGCUGUGCUGCUCGCCGUCCGAGGAUCACCACCACCACUACCGCAAAUCUCCAGCAGCAGCAGCAGCAGCAGCAUCGUCAUCGCCAAAGGUGAAAGUGAAUGGCGGCCAUGGUCUCCUCUCCUCCUCCUCCUCCUCCUCCGCCGCCGCGGCGACUUCCUCUCCAUCCUCCUCCGCUUCCCCCACAUCUAGUUCUUCCUCCGCCGCCGCCGCCGCCGCCGCCACCACCACCACUUCCGCCGCCUCCUCCUCCCUCCUCCCGUACCUCUCGAUCAGCUCCGUGCUGUCCCAGAAGGCCGCCGCGGUGCUCUCGGUGGCGUCCGAGACGAGCUACGCGCUGAGCGGCGCGGUUCUGUCCGCCAUCGCUGGAGUGACGCAGAUUGCGAUCGUGCCCGGCGUGGUGGAGGAUCAAGAACAGCACCACCACCACCACCAUGGCGGCGGCGGCGUGGACACGCUCAAGCAGGGGCGAUUGGUGGAGAGAGUGGUGUACCGGCAAACGUUCGUGGUGCGCUCCUACGAGGUCGGCCCGGACAAGACGGCCACACUCGACACCUUUCUCAAUCUCUUCCAGGAGACAGCUCUGAAUCACGUUCUCAUCUCUGGGCUGGCCGGGAACGGGUUUGGCACAACGCAUGAGAUGAUAAGAAAUAAUCUCAUCUGGGUCGUGACGCGCAUGCAAGUGCAAGUCGAGCGGUAUCCAGCCUGGGGAAACGCUCUCGAGAUUGAUACUUGGGUGGGAGCCUCGGGGAAGAAUGGCAUGCGGCGGGACUGGCUGGUUCGCGACUACAAGACGGGCUCCAUUCUCGCAAGAGCCACCAGCACUUGGGUGAUGAUGCACAAGGACACGAGACGGCUAUCCAAGAUGCCGGACUUGGUCCGGGCCGAGAUCUCGCCGUGGUUCCUCUCCAGAACGGCCUUCAUUCCCGAGGAGUCGUGCUCCAAGAUUGAGAAGCUGGACAACAGCAACACGCGCUACAUCCGCUCCAACCUCACGCCACGGCACAGCGACCUGGACAUGAACCAGCACGUAAACAACGUCAAGUAUCUCACCUGGAUGAUGGAGAGUCUUCCCCAGAACAUUCUCGAGAGCCACCACCUGGUUGGGAUCACGCUCGAGUACCGGCGCGAGUGCAGCAAAUCCGAUAUGGUGGAGUCUCUGACGCAUCCGGAGCGGGGGGGGCAUCUGGCAAUCAAUGGAGCAGCAGCGGCAGCAGCAGCAGCGGCAGCCGCGCCACCUUCCCAGCUUGACUUUAUUCAUCUCCUCCGGAUGCAGACGGGUGGAUCCGAGAUUGUAAGAGCCCGGACCAGUUGGAAAAGUCGCCACUAGUUAGGUGAGAGACGAUGAAAGAUCAAAGUUGAUUUGAUGAUCACACACACACACAGCACACGCGGCCGCUUUAGGCAACAUACCGUCAGACGAUUCUUCCCUUGUGAUUAAACGUACGCAACAAAGAAGUGUUCCCACUGUAAUGUUGA